AAGCUGUCUGGGUCACGCCUACGGCAUCAUCACACAUUUCAUCAUUCUGGCCAAUUCUUCGUCAGUGCUGAGCGUCGUAUCCCAUCUCCGUCUUUUCACAAGCCCUGCCAGCCACCCAGGAGACUGCUCGAAGCCAAUUGUCGCUGAAUUCGUGGACUUGGACGUUGGACGCCAUGUACGGGGACCUUGGAAACAAGCUUGUGCAAAAUGCAAAGCGCAUGCAGAAUCUAGCCCACCUGCCUCCUUACCAGACGGAAGUUGUUCGCGCAGUGACGAGGGAGGUUCGUGACCUGGACAAGGACGUCAACAGCCUGCUUGAACCCUUCCAAGGGUCCUUCGACCCAAGCAGGGAUCAGGCAACGGCAUGCACUCUGCUUGUAAAUCACCUGUCGAUGAGGCGAAACAAGCGGUGCCUCCUCGCCUACCAUCGCACACGCACGGACAGGCUCGAGGAGCUCGUGUGGAAAGGUUCCGACAUUGUCGAUCUCGCCGGUCAGCAAGUCCGUGAUGGGGCAGUGUCAACCGGGUCAGGUCUGGGCGAUAACACCACCAGCAGUCUGAGUCCCCAUGAAGAAGACUAUGUUCGGCAGUACAGUGAUUUGCUCGCAGCAUAUAAAGGCCAAUGGACGGAUAUAGAUCUGACGGGGAGCCUGGAGCCGCCUCGCGACCUGUUCAUUGAUGUCCGCGUGCUUAAAGAUGCGGGAGAAAUCCAGACAGAAUAUGGCGCAAUCACCCUCACCAAGAACAGUCAGUUCUACGUUCGCCAAGGAGAUGUUGAGCGUCUAAUAGCACAAGGCUACCUGCAGAAGCUUGGCUGAACGUUACAGCGAGGACCACGAACGAUACUUCGAAGAC
Microdochium trichocladiopsis is the source of this 855-nucleotide messenger RNA. RefSeq names its product DNA replication complex GINS protein PSF1. Lineage: Eukaryota; Fungi; Ascomycota; Sordariomycetes; Xylariales; Microdochiaceae. Gene Ontology annotation, cellular component: GINS complex. The coding region runs from base 174 to 818 and encodes 214 amino acids. The transcript has 3 exons. Gene Ontology annotation, biological process: DNA replication; DNA strand elongation involved in mitotic DNA replication. The record is from RefSeq and is a predicted model, not a curated record.